Candidula unifasciata is the source of this 287-nucleotide messenger RNA. Lineage: Eukaryota; Metazoa; Mollusca; Gastropoda; Stylommatophora; Geomitridae. The record is from the annotation of a GenBank genome assembly.
AUGGUUGUGGAGAUGAAGCAAGGCUUCCAGGCAGCUCUACAAGAGCUGGCCAAGAUACAGGACAAGGAGGAAACGGAAGGCAGUCACAGCAAACAGCUGCAGCAACAGCAGCAACGACAGCUGGACCAUAUGACAGAAACAAUUGUGGAGAUUAAGCAACAACUAAGUUCCCUCACCAGAAAUGUUGAGCAGAUCAUGGGUGAGCAGGAGACGUUGAAGUCACGCUUGGACGAAGUUUCUAGUAGAGAUGGCUCUCAAGAAAACAAGAUGUCUGUCGACAAGAGCAG